Messenger RNA from Ylistrum balloti, 1198 nucleotides. Its product is annotated as cell division cycle protein 123 homolog. The record is from RefSeq and is a predicted model, not a curated record. The coding region runs from base 1 to 1107 and encodes 368 amino acids. Lineage: Eukaryota; Metazoa; Mollusca; Bivalvia; Pectinida; Pectinidae. Gene Ontology annotation, cellular component: cytoplasm. The transcript is spliced from 3 exons.
AUGAACGAAAGUCUCGCCGAUCAACUGAAGAGGGUAAAACUGAAGAAAUCGGCCGAGCCUAUGAAAGACUUCUCGAAUCCGAAGACCAUGGGUUUCACCAGUGCCCAGGAAAUUCACGAUUACGAGGAUAAAGUGUUGGAUGUUAACACUGAGCGCUGGAUACAGCUCCUAAAUGACGUCACAUUCCCAACGGUCACGUGCUCCUUCACCCUCGACGACGCAAAACUCUUCAUCGACUGUUACAAAAGGAUAUUUGAUAAUAAAGACGCCGAAACAAGCAUGGCUACCGAUUGGCGAUCUGCACUGCUGUCUGCUGAAGAGGAACAUUUGGCCGAUCUCACAAAGAGGUUAGACUCUGCUAUGUCUGUUUUCACGAAAGAAGAUGGAUGUGCCUUCGUGAAGUUGUCCUCUAGGAGUGCCAAAGAUGCACCAAUGUUACAGUCACGUCUGAAAGCUAUGUAUAAAGAAAUUUUGCACAAAUUUCAGGAAAACGAACAAAAACAAGAAAAUACUAAGAUAAUAUGUUUGCUUCAAGCAGCAUUUGAUGCGAUGAGAGUCACGUGUGCCACUGACGUCAUUGAUAUGUUUGUUAGAAGUGAGAGAGUGUACCAAGACUUACUUCUAGCGGCUGUUAACAGACCUGAGGUUUAUGAUGAAAAUUUUGUCAUAAGGAAGUUUGUACCUAUCGACGUAGAUAUGGAGUUCAGAGGGUUUGUCUAUCGGGGACAAUUGAACGCUCUAUCACAGUACAACUACAUGAUAUAUUCGGAACGCCUGGUAGCAAAGAAGGAUGCCAUUGCUAAAAGAAUUAGAGAAUUCUUCACCACAUAUGUACAGACGAAACUUUCGUCAGCAAGUUUUCCACAAGAAUUUAUCAUCGACUUCGCUGUCUGUAAUGUUGAAGACGACGAAGAUCACUGGAAACUCUGGGUAAUUGAACUAAAUCCGUUCCUGUCGUCAACCGAUGGUGCCAUGUUCAGUUGGGAGCACGAGCGACACCUUCUCACAGGAGAUGACGGAUUCCACUUCCGGGUGGUAAAGAGAACAAAGCCAGGAUCCCUGACAAUGUUACCAACCAGUGUGAGGGCGAUUUUAAAAGACGAUUAAGGUAGAGGAAGAGAUAUCGGGAAAAGGUGACAUUUAUCUCACAUUAACAAGAGACAACGAGUGCAAGGAACAACAUCUUGUUUUAGAGAUU